CUCAGGUCAGAGGAAGCGGAGGCCCCAGUGGGGUCCGAACCUUCUGGGUCCCACUCUUCACCACACAUAGAAUCGUCUUUCAAAACCCAUGGAGCUCUUUUUCUCAGUCGCGUCUUUGUCCCCUCCAACCACGGCCUGUGGAGCCCGCGGCACCAUGAUCGCGACCAAGGAGAAGAAUAAAACCCCAAAGGACAGCAUGACGCUUCUGCCCUGCUUCUACUUCGUGGAGCUCCCCAUCGUGGCGUCCUCCGUCGUGUCCCUGUACUUCCUGGAGCUGACCGACCUCUUCAAGCCGGCCAAGGUGGGAUUCCAGUGCUACGACCGGACGCUCUCCAUGCCCUACGUGGAGACCAACGAGGAGCUCAUCCCCCUGCUCAUGCUCCUCAGCUUGGCCUUCGCUGCCCCUGCGGCCUCGAUCAUGGUCGGCGAGGGCAUGCUGUACUGCGUGCAGUCCCGGCUGUGGGGCCGCGGCGGGGGCCCGGGCGGCGCCGAGGGCAGCAUCAACGCUGGCGGCUGCAACUUCAACUCCUUCCUGCGGCGCACCGUGCGCUUCGUGGGCGUCCACGUGUUCGGCCUGUGUGCCACGGCCCUGGUGACCGACGUCAUCCAGCUGGCCACGGGCUACCACGCGCCCUUCUUCCUGACGGUCUGCAAGCCCAACUACACGCUGCUGGGCACGUCGUGUGAGGCCAACCCUUACGUCACACAGGACAUCUGCUCCGGCCGCGACGCGCACGCCAUCCUGUCUGCGCGGAAGACCUUCCCGUCGCAGCACGCCACGCUGUCCGCCUUCGCUGCGGUCUACGUGUCGAUGUACUUCAACUCCGUCAUCUCGGACACCACCAAGCUGCUCAAGCCCAUCCUGGUGUUCGGCUUCGCCAUCGCAGCGGGCGUCUGCGGCCUCACCCAGAUCACACAGUACCGCAGCCACCCCGUGGACGUGUACGCGGGCUUCCUCAUCGGCGCUGGCAUCGCGGCCUACCUGGCCUGCCACGCGGUCGGCAACUUCCAGGCCCCGACGGCAGAGAAGCCGAUGGCGCUGGCCCCCGCCAAGGAUGCGCUGCGGGCCCUGACCCAGCGGGGCCACGACUCGGUGUACCAGCAGAACAAGUCCGUGAGCACCGACGAGCUGGGGCCGCCAGGGCGGCUGGACGGCGUGCCCCGGCCCGUAGCCCGAGAGAAGGCCUCGCUGGGCAGCCUGAAGCGGGCCAGCGUGGACGUGGACCUGCUGGCCCCACGCAGCCCCAUGGGCAAGGAGAACAUGGUCACCUUCAGCCACACGCUGCCCCGCGUCAGCACGCCCUCGCUCGACGACCCUGCUCGCCGCCACAUGACCAUCCACGUGCCACUCGACGCUUCUCGCUCCAAGCAGCUCAUCAGCGAGUGGAAGCAGAAGUCGCUGGAGGGCCGUGGCCUAGGGCUGCCCGAUGAGGCCAGCCCCGGGCACCUGCGGGCGCCCGCGGAGCCCAUGGCGGAGGAGGAAGAGGAGGAGGAGGAAGAGGAGGAGGAAGAAGAGGAGGAAGAGGAGGAGGAGGAGGGUGAGGAAGGGGGGCCGGCCCCGCCCUCACUCUACCCCACGGUGCAGGCCCGGCCGGGGCUCGGGCCUCGGGUCCUCCUGCCGCCGCGGGCCGGGCCGCAGCCGCUGGUGCACAUCCCCGAGGAGGGGGCACAGGCGGCCGGCGGCCUGUCUCCCAAGAGCAGCGCCGCCGUGCGGGCCAAGUGGCUCAUGAUGGCGGAGAAGAGCGGGGCCGCUGUGGCCGUGGCCUCGGCCCAGCCCCGCGUGGCCAACCCGCCGCGGCUGCUGCAGGUGAUCGCCAUGUCCAAGGCGCCGGGCGGGCCGGGCCCCAAGGGGGCGGAGACCGCCUCGUCCUCCAGCGCCAGCUCCGACUCCUCGCAGUACAGAUCGCCCUCGGACCGCGACUCGGCCAGCAUCGUCACCAUCGACGCGCACGCGCCCCACCACCCCGUGGUCCACCUGUCCUCGGGUAACGGGCCCUGGGAGUGGAAGACGGCGGGGGGCACGGCCAAGGGGGCAGAGGGCGAGGGUGGCUACGAGCUGGGGGACCUGGCCCGUGGCUUCCGCGGUGGGCCCAAGCCGCCAGGCGUGUCCCCCGGCUCGUCCAUCAGCGACGUGGACCAAGAGGAGCCGCGAUUCGGGGCCAUGGCCACGGUCAACCUGGCGACGGGCGAGGGGCUGCCCCCACCGGGCAUGGCUGACGGGGCCCUGGGCCCGGGCAGCCGGGAGUCCACGCUGAGGCGCAAAGCUGGCGGCCUGGUGCUGGGGGAGCGGGAGGCCACGGGGGAGGCGGAGGCCGAGGGCUACUAUCGCAAGAUGCAGGCGGCCCGCAGGUUCAAGGACUGAGGGGGAGGGGUGGGGUGCCGCAUGGGGCGCAGGUGGGGACCACUGGGCGGGCGGGGGCGGGGGGUAAAGCACUUCGUGACCAGACAAUAAAAUGUCAACA
This is a messenger RNA of Prionailurus viverrinus (fishing cat), 2462 nucleotides long. It is a transcript of the gene PLPPR3, whose product is annotated as phospholipid phosphatase related 3. Bases 89 to 2362 code for a protein of 757 amino acids. Gene Ontology annotation, molecular function: phosphatidate phosphatase activity. The transcript is spliced from 8 exons. Gene Ontology annotation, biological process: phospholipid dephosphorylation; signal transduction; phospholipid metabolic process. Lineage: Eukaryota; Metazoa; Chordata; Mammalia; Carnivora; Felidae. The record is from RefSeq and is a predicted model, not a curated record.